ACCAAUCAGCGCAGAGCUGGGAGAGUUGGGGGAGCAGGCUCUGAGUCGGGUAAGCCGGUUCGAGCGAGCGCUCAGAGAGUCGUCCAUUUAUCUGUGCAGGUCAUUGAGGUGAAGGCGGUGGGGCUGGGAAUCUAGAAUUUAAAAUAUAAGACCAGAAGAAAAUAUUAACAAUCAUAAGCAAAGAUGUCUCUAUCUAACAAACUGACCUUGGAUAAAGUCGAGGUGAAGGGGAAGAGAGUGAUAAUGAGGGUGGACUUCAAUGUACCAAUGAAGGAUCACCAUAUCACCAACAACCAAAGGAUUAAAGCUGCAAUUCCAAGUAUUCAGCACUGUUUAAACCAUGGAGCCAAGUCGGUGGUUCUCAUGAGCCACUUGGGAAGGCCUGAUGGUGUUCCCAUGCCUGAGAAGUUUUCACUGGCUCCAGUUGCAGAGGAAUUGAAGAAACUUAUGGGAAGGAAUAUUAUCUUCCUGAAAGAUUGCGUGGGAUCUGAAGUUGAGAAGGCAUGUGCUAACCCAGCUGAUGGAAGUGUGAUUCUCCUGGAAAAUCUACGAUUCCAUGUUGAAGAGGAGGGAAAAGGAAAAGAUGCAUCUGGGAAUAAGGUUAAAGCAAAUGAUGAAAAGGUUAAGAGUUUCCGAGCCUCACUGUCGAAGUUGGGUGAUGUGUAUGUCAACGAUGCUUUUGGAACAGCUCACAGAGCUCACAGUUCCAUGGUUGGUGUAAAUUUGCCAGAGAAAGCUGCUGGUUUUCUGUUGAAGAAGGAGCUUGAAUAUUUUGCCAAAGCUCUAGAACACCCUGAAAGACCCUUCCUUGCCAUUCUGGGUGGGGCUAAAGUCCAGGACAAGAUUCAGCUUAUCAGUAACUUGCUCGAUAAGGUGAAUGAAAUGAUUAUCGGAGGAGGCAUGGCAUUUACAUUUCUGAAGGUCCUCAAUAAUAUGGAGAUUGGCAAUUCCCUCUAUGAUGAAGAAGGGUCUAAAAUAGUACAUGAGCUGAUGGCUAAGGCUAAGAAAAAUGGGGUGAUCAUUACGCUGCCUGAAGAUUUUGUAACUGCUGAUAAAUUUGAUGAACAUGCCAAUGUUGGAGCAGCCACUGUGGCUGCAGGAAUCCCAGCAAAUUGGAUGGGUCUUGAUUGUGGUCCCGAGAGUCUUAAGAAGUUUGCUGCUGCUGUGGGCAGGGCCAAGCUGAUUGUAUGGAAUGGUCCUGUCGGUGUGUUUGAGUGGGACAAAUUCGCCAGUGGCACCAAGGGAGUUAUGGACAAAGUUGUGGAAGUUACCCAUAAAGGUUCUAUCUCUAUUAUUGGUGGUGGAGAUACAGCCACUUGCUGUGCCAAGUGGAACACUGAAGACAAAGUCAGUCAUGUUAGCACUGGAGGUGGAGCCAGUUUAGAACUGCUUGAAGGUAAAGUUCUUCCUGGAGUUGACGCUCUCAGCAGCAUCUAAGGACAAAAGAACAUUGCGCUCUCCUGCACAAUAUGCCUCAGGAGUUUCACUCUUAUGCUUUAGAACAUUCAAAAAGUAAUUGCCUCAAUACUGUAGAUCACUGUAUAUGAUGAAAAUGAGCUUGUGUUUUGUUUUAUAAAUAUAUAUAAUAUAGUCCUAAAAUAUUUUAGUAUUGUCCAGUUUCUGUAAAUCAGUUGUCUGCUAUAAUGUUGAAGUAGCUUUCCAAGCAGUUGUUGUCUUUCAUGAACUGUAACACAUGGAUGUCCCAAAGUUUUCACUGGAGAUGGACUGUAACGACUGCUGAAUAAAUAAACAUGCACAA
This is a messenger RNA of Carcharodon carcharias (great white shark), 1759 nucleotides long. It is a transcript of the gene pgk1, whose product is annotated as phosphoglycerate kinase 1. Gene Ontology annotation, biological process: glycolytic process; gluconeogenesis. The transcript has 11 exons. The record is from RefSeq and is a predicted model, not a curated record. Gene Ontology annotation, molecular function: phosphoglycerate kinase activity; ATP binding; ADP binding. The coding region runs from base 184 to 1437 and encodes 417 amino acids. Gene Ontology annotation, cellular component: cytosol. Lineage: Eukaryota; Metazoa; Chordata; Chondrichthyes; Lamniformes; Lamnidae.